AUGAAUCCCGGUCCACCGUUGUCUUACGAGAGUCUGAAGACAGUUCUCCAGUAUAUGGAUCCGAAUUUGAGAAUUCGCCUCUUCAUAAACUGUCCUUCGAUCCGAUCAGCUGAAAAAGUAGUUCCUCUGAAGAUCAAGAAACUCGAGCUGAGUCAUCGAUGGAUUGCCAUUGACGAUACGAGGUAUACAGUCGGAAUUUAUAAAAAGUAUCCAGCGGGCAUGAGUCCUCCUCUUGCUGAAAAAGAAAACGGAUAUGGAGGAUUGGCCACCGAUUUAGAUCAACAUGGAUACGAAGACUGGCAGACUUCAUUUGAAGUGAGACCUGGAGACGUCGAUUUGAGGAGUUCUUAUAAAAGAUCGAGAGUUUAUGAGCAAAUCAAUGAAGUUGAAACAAAGGAAAAAGAAGAAGAACUGCCUGACUUACAAGAACGGCUGGAUUAUGUCGAGAGCCUUGGACCAAUCAUAAAUUCCAACUUGGAUGAAUCGUAUUCUCGGCGUAUGUUUAGAGAAAUCACUUCGUAUUUUGUGAUAGAUGAUAUCAGUGAAGAACUAAGUGGACACUACAGCACUCAACCGGAGUUUGAGCAUGCACGAGCUCAGGCUUAUGAAGAACUGAAGGACGAAGUCUUGAAUACGAAGGCAAUACUUCAACAGUGGUAUGCACGGAGAGACGGUCUUCCGGUGCCAUUCGAGAGCUAUAUUAUGUUAACCAUCUCCAAUCAUGAGACUAAAGAAAAUAAAAAGAUAGAAUUUGUCAACUACGAAAGGAAACUCCACAAAUCGCUCAACUACCUGAUGCACCGGAUCUUUGAGAAUAGACGUCAUCCAGUCGCCGUCAAGUUGUUGAUUACAAACGCAGAAAUCCUCCGUUUGACACCAGGACUUCGGAUGCAAAUUGAGGAAAUGGACAUAGAGAAGCAGAUCGUGCAUUCGCGGAGAUGGCGCCAUACAUCGAGGAUUCCAGCUACCCAUUGA
Molecule: messenger RNA, 975 nt
Organism: Caenorhabditis remanei
Lineage: Eukaryota; Metazoa; Nematoda; Chromadorea; Rhabditida; Rhabditidae
Exons: 2
Coding region: 1-975 (324 amino acids)
Source: RefSeq, a predicted model, not a curated record